AUGCCUAAUCUCAGGAAAAUGGCAGAACACCUCUUGUACACAGUAUUACUGACCACAGGCCUCUGUGAGGGCCUGUUACUCCACGGCCAGGGCCAGGACAAGCUCCCGCAAUAUCACACUUACGGACGCAGUUUAGUCUUGAACGGAGGAGCGGCCAUAAAUGUCAGUGUCACCCGAGAAAUUCUGAAACUAUCGGGCGGGGCGGGCCUGGCCCGAAUCGGGGUAAUAACAGCGAGUUCCGGAACCCCUGCGGAGUCUUACCAUUACUACAGAGAUCUGUUUCUGCAGCAUGGUGCUGCUAAGGUCAGCUGGAUUAAUAUAUCAGAGAGUCAUAAGGAGUUGAACAAAGAUCCGGCCAUGGUCCAGCUGAUCAUGAACCAGACCGGAUUCAUGUUCUCUGGCGGAGACCAGGCCAGAGUUAUCAGCAGCUACUUCCUCGAGGAUCGGAAACCAUCGCCGGCUCUGCUAGCCAUACGACAUAGGUUUGAACAAGGGGCGGUGGUGGCAGGAACCAGUGCUGGGACAGCGUGUCAGUCUUCACGUGUUAUGGUGGCAGGUGGCAUGAGUUGGGAAGCUCUCCGGUACGGUGCGUUCCACAUUCCAGGUCACCAUAGGGAUGAUUUGGUUUAUGAUCCUCACGGCGGGCUUGGUUUUCUGGAUGGAUACGUACUGGAUACCCAUUUCAGUGAGAGAGGUCGAGAGGGCCGACUUCUCCGCCUGUUGUCGGACACACAAUAUGAACAGUACGGGACUGCUCUGGGAUUCGGGGUGGACGAGAGCACAGCCCUAGUGAUCACACACGCGGGCACAGCGGCCGCCAAAGCCAAAGUUCUCGGCGACCGUGGUGUCGUGCUCAUUGACGUGUCUCGUUCCGUUGUGGAUAAAACCGCUAAAUACUUCACUAUACGUGACGUGUCCAUGAGUUACAUGACGGACGGUGACAGCAUCAAGCUCAGCGAUCACACCCUGACAUUCUCCCCAGACAAGUCGCCCUUAGCUGGUCAGGAGUUCUAUGACCACGCUCUCAAGUCUACGGACAUAUUCGACGGAAAUCGAGCUGACCGGAGGAAGAAGCCGGAAUUUGUCCGAGUAGCGACUAGCGUCUUUGAUGCCAAAUAUGACCGCAUGUCACACGGCACUACGUACGAGAAACACCCUCGAUUUCUCGUCACUGUAUUCCGGAGCGGAGCAGGUGCAGAGGCUCACAUUAGGCGGGGACACAGCUUCCAAGAAGACGUCAUCUCCUUCAAAAACUUGAUGGUAAGCAUAGAGGAAAAUUGA
This is a messenger RNA of Liolophura sinensis, 1281 nucleotides long. RefSeq names its product cyanophycinase-like. The record is from RefSeq and is a predicted model, not a curated record. Gene Ontology annotation, molecular function: serine-type peptidase activity. Gene Ontology annotation, biological process: proteolysis. The transcript is spliced from 6 exons. NCBI's taxonomy places the organism in Eukaryota, Metazoa, Mollusca, Polyplacophora, Chitonida, Chitonidae. The coding region runs from base 1 to 1281 and encodes 426 amino acids.